AUGGCGUCCCUGCGGCGGCUCCUCGACGACCCGAAGCGGACGAACGCCGUGCUGCGCAAGUACCGCGUGCCGGCGCCGCUGGACCCCUGCGCGUCGCGCCUGAGCGCCGCGACGUUCCACUACCUCUGCGCGCAGCGCUGCUCCGCGACGGAGGGCGAGCGGAGCCUCGUGCUCUACGAGCGCGCCUUACGGGACGCGCGCGCGGCGGCGGCGCGCGCGCCGCCGGGCGCGUCCGGGGCCCACAACCUGCUGGGCGCCGUCUGCGACCGCCUGGGCCUCGGUGGCGAGGCCCUCGAGGCCUACAAGAGGGCCGCGAAGGAGGAUCCCAAGGACUGCCACGCGCACUUCAACGUCGGCGCGGCGCACCAGAAGCGCGGCGAGCUCGUGCUCGCGGAGCACGCCUACAUCCGCGCGACCCAGGCCUGGACGAAGUACGCCCUGGCCUACUACAACCUCGCGAACGUGCUCCAGAAGAAGGGCGAGAGCCUCCGGGCCGUCGAGGCCUACAAGGACUGCGUCGCCGCGGACCCGACCUUCGAGAAGGCCCACGCGGCGCUCGCCUUCUUCCACGAGAAGAACGGCGACAAGGUGCGGGCCCACCGCCACAAGGUCGCCGCCCAGACCAAGGGCGAGGCCGCGCGCCGCGCGCAGCAGCCCGUCGCGACGGGCGCGGGCAAGCACUGCGCCGACUACUCGCGCUUCGACAAGGUCGUCGACAGCUCCGACGACGAGUUCGAGCGCAAGGUGGGCUACGAGCCCCCGACGCGCAUCAACUGGCCCACGGAGCCGAAGUACCUCCCGGGCCAGGAGCCCGAGGAGGUCAAGGACAAGCGCCUCCCCUGGUGCAAGAACGACCCCGGCAACAAGGACGGCCGCCGCUACUCGAAGCGGGGCUUCUGA
Molecule: messenger RNA, 900 nt
Organism: Aureococcus anophagefferens
Lineage: Eukaryota; Pelagophyceae; Pelagomonadales; Pelagomonadaceae
Gene: TPR1
Product: TPR repeat-containing protein
Exons: 1
Coding region: 1-900 (299 amino acids)
Molecular function (GO): protein binding
Source: RefSeq, a predicted model, not a curated record